Molecule: messenger RNA, 1237 nt
Organism: Raphanus sativus (radish)
Lineage: Eukaryota; Viridiplantae; Streptophyta; Magnoliopsida; Brassicales; Brassicaceae
Product: U-box domain-containing protein 21
Exons: 1
Coding region: 77-1237 (386 amino acids)
Molecular function (GO): ubiquitin protein ligase activity
Source: RefSeq, a predicted model, not a curated record
UCUUAUUCAUACAAAAUCCUAUCUAACAUUUCAGCUAUUCUAAAGAGGAAACCAAACAAAGAAAGAAGCAGAGGUUAUGGUGCUACCAUGGAGAUCAAGAGGAGGCAGAAGAGAAGAGAGACGACAUAAACAAUUGACUUCGGGCGAUACCUCCUCCGUCGUGGAAACAAAAGUCUUCCCUACUCAACUACGAUCAUCAAGAAUCGAGCUGGUUCAGUCACCGCGCGUGCUGUUGACACCGCGUGAUGCGGCCGAUAUAUGUCGGAGACUUGAAAACGCGACGGCUCGCGAGGAAAAUGCAGAGUGUCUGGAGAUUGUGAGUAGAAUCAAGAACUUGGUAAGAGACAAAUCAGACAAUGGAGAGACGAACAAGAAGUGUUUACUCCAAAACGGAGGCGUUUCCGCGCUAACUUCUUGCUUCCAAAGAUUCGCGUCGAAGCGCGAGGAGGGACAUCACGAGCGUUUAUCGGAGGAAGUCCUGUCUCUUCUCACAUCUUGGUUGCCUCUGAGUCGAACAGAGGGUUUCUCCUUCAAGAUGGGAUCAACGGCUUCCCUCAACACUCUCGUGCGGUUCAUGAACGCUUCGGACGCUAAAACGAGGCAAAACGCUGUGUUUUGCAUCAGAGAGGUGAUCGCGACAGACAAGAGGUACGUCUACGCGCUGACAGACAUCGAAGGAGCUUGCGAAGGACUAAUAAAGAUCAUCAAAGAUUCCGUUUCGACAAGCUCGACGAAAGCAUCUCUGAUGGCUAUUUACAGAGCGAUCUCAUGCGACAACAAGACCACUGCAAAGUUCGUGGAGUUGGGUUUGGUCGCAUUGAUCGCAGAGAUGAUCGUGAACAACAACAACGCGGAAAAGAGCGUUUGCGAGAGAUGUCUAGUUGUUCUAAACGCCGUAUGCGACGACGAGCAGAGCAGAGAAGACGUUCUCAGAAACGCUUUGAUCGUUCCUCUUUUAGUGAAGAAGAUUCUACGCGUCUCGGAUCUCGCCACGCAAUGCUCGGUCUCGAUUCUCUGGAAGCUGUGGAGAAAGAACGGAGAAGAUGUGUUGGUCGAAGCUCUUCAAGUCGGCGCGUUCGAGAAACUCUUGGUUGUUUUGCAAGUCGGGUGCGAGGAGAAGACGAAGGAGAGAGCAAGCGAGCUGUUGCGGAACUUAAACCGAUGUAGAAACGAGAUCGGUAACACAAACUGUAUCGACUCUUCUAUGCAUUUGAAGAACGUCAAGAAAUCAUUUUAA